This is a messenger RNA of Erythranthe guttata (spotted monkey flower), 648 nucleotides long. The record is from RefSeq and is a predicted model, not a curated record. NCBI's taxonomy places the organism in Eukaryota, Viridiplantae, Streptophyta, Magnoliopsida, Lamiales, Phrymaceae.
CACCUAGCAGCAAUGGCGCCGUUGCAGAGCUCCCAGCCAUGGGUUGAGAAAUAUCGGCCAAAGCAAGUGAAGGACGUUGCUCACCAAGACGAAGUCGUUCGGGUUCUCACGAACACACUCGAGACAACGAAUUGUCCGCACAUGCUAUUUUACGGGCCUCCGGGUACCGGAAAAACAACGACAGCUCUUGCAAUUGCUCAUCAGCUUUAUGGGCCCGAGUUAUACAAGUCUAGAGUAUUAGAGCUGAAUGCUAGCGAUGACCGUGGUAUCAAUGUUGUUCGUACGAAAAUUAAAAACUUUGCCGCAGUUGCUGUCGGUUCUGCUCGACACGGUGGAUAUCCAUGCCCACCUUAUAAGAUCAUAAUUCUCGAUGAGGCAGAUUCAAUGACCGAAGAUGCUCAGAAUGCCUUGCGGCGUACGAUGGAGACGUAUUCUAAAGUUACAAGAUUCUUCUUCAUAUGUAACUAUAUCAGCAGAAUUAUAGAACCCCUUGCAUCUAGGUGUGCUAAAUUCAGAUUCAAGCCACUUACAGAAGAAAUCAUGAACAAUCGUAUUUUAUAUAUUUGCAACGAGGAAGGUAUCAACUUGGAUUCAGAGGUAUGGAUUAACAUACUUUACUUCUCAUGCAUGUUUAACUAGUAUUUGCUC